AUGGCUGAACCUGAGGAUGUUGAGGAAGACCUCUUCGCCGAUUUGUACGAUGCCGACGACACUACGGCUCAGUCGACGUCUGUUGUAGAACCUCCACAGGUUUCAGACCCCAUCACCUCCGCUCCACCUGUUCCCGCGACUGAAUCUCAUACGCAAUAUGCGGAUCAGCACCAUGGUGAUGCCGAAGUGGGCGGAUCCUAUCAAUAUUCCCACCAGUCUGGCAAUCAUGUGGGAGGAGAAAAUGGCGGCGCUGGCUUUCCGAAUCUUUCGGCAACUCCAGUGGGCGACUCCGAGCCUCAAGGGACCGGAAUCAAAGAAGACGGGUGA
Aspergillus fijiensis CBS 313.89 is the source of this 327-nucleotide messenger RNA. RefSeq lists its product as uncharacterized. Lineage: Eukaryota; Fungi; Ascomycota; Eurotiomycetes; Eurotiales; Aspergillaceae. The coding region runs from base 1 to 327 and encodes 108 amino acids. The transcript has 2 exons. The record is from RefSeq and is a predicted model, not a curated record.